Colletotrichum destructivum is the source of this 3566-nucleotide messenger RNA. Its product is annotated as Putative nucleoside phosphorylase domain, kinesin light chain, nucleoside phosphorylase superfamily. Gene Ontology annotation, molecular function: catalytic activity; protein binding. Gene Ontology annotation, biological process: nucleoside metabolic process. NCBI's taxonomy places the organism in Eukaryota, Fungi, Ascomycota, Sordariomycetes, Glomerellales, Glomerellaceae. The record is from RefSeq and is a predicted model, not a curated record. Bases 153 to 3512 code for a protein of 1119 amino acids. Gene Ontology annotation, cellular component: kinesin complex. The transcript has 3 exons.
CUUUGAUCAACACCACGUCCCCAUGCCAUCGACAACCAUUGACAACCAUCUACGACCACCGAUAGCCAUCGGUCAUCCGUUAGUCGCCGCCUGAUGCUCAUCGACAGCACUUGCCCCAACAUCAAGACCACUACGACUGUUGACGACCCGCCAUGGCUAGCCAUAGUCGGCUGCGACGCCGCGAAGACUUCCAGAUCGCGGUCAUAUGCGCCCUGCCCCUCGAAUACGACGCCGUUGUCUUCGCCUGCGACGAGAUUUGGGAGGAGGAUAGAGUCGAGCUGGGAAACGCAUCGGGGGACUGCAACACAUAUAAGACCGGCCGGAUAGGAGGCCACAACGUCGUUCUGCUUCUCCUCCCUGGUAUGGGAAAGGUGAUCGCAGCGACCGCGGCGGCCAGCCUCCGAUCAAGCUACACCGAGAUCAAGCUGGCCAUCCUAUGUGGAAUCUGUGGUGGGGUGCCCGGAGUCAAGACAAGCAACGAGAUUUUCCUAGGGGACGUGGUCAUCAGCAAGAGCAUCGUGCAAUACGACCUAGGCCGGAAGAAUCCCAACCACUUCGCCCCAAAAGACACCGUCGAAGACACCCUAGGAAGACCCAGCCAGGGUGUCCGUUCGCUCGUUGCAACUUUCCAGUCGCUCCAUGGUCGCAGCGACCUGCAGCGACGAGCGAGCCAGGUUCUAAAGCAGAUUCAGCAAAGGGCAGCCGAUGAGGGGCACCAGAACCUCUACAGACGUCCUGCCGAAACAGAUUGCCUUUUUGAGCCGGACUAUCUCCACCGUCAUCGCGAUUCUCCCAGCUGUGGCUGUAGUGAAUCGAAGGCCUGCGAAAAAGCCCUGACCUCGUCCUGCGAGAUGCUUCAAUGCGACCACUCGCGCGUCAUACCCAGGACCCGCCCCACGACGCAGGCAUCGGGGAAGCAGAGACAAGAUAACACAGCAGGACAAGAGGUUCGUGUGUUAGUCGGGCGUUUGGGAUCCGGCGAUACUGUGUUGAAGGCCGGAUUGGACCGUGACAGAAUCGCUGGAGAGCAUGACCUUCUUGCCUUUGAGAUGGAGGGGGCCGGCAUAUGGGACGUGAUUCCAUGCGUCGUCGUCAAGGCGGUUUGUGACUAUGCCGACAGUCAUAAGAACAAGAAAUGGCAGCAUUUUGCUGCAGCAACAGCGGCUUCGGCGACAAAGGCACUUCUCGAGCAUUACACGCACAUGGACAGACCUUCGGCUCCCAAUUCAUGGUUUCUUGUUCCGUACAACGAAAACCCGGACUUCGUUGGGCGAUCUGAAGCCCUCGAUCGGAUCAAACAGCUUUUUGGGCACACGGAGCAUCAAGCAAGCCAGUCUUCAAUACCGCACUCGAGAGUUGCGCUCUAUGGGCUUGGGGGUAUCGGGAAAACGCAGAUCGCGCUCGCCUAUGCGUUCUGGCUGCAACACACGUACCCUGAUGUUUCCGUAUUUUGGGUUCACGCCAGCAACGCAGAGCGAUUUCGCCAAGCGUACUCAUCUAUUGCUCAAGAGUGUGACAUUCCUGGACACGAUGAUCCCAAAGCUGACAUGCUGUUGCUCGUCAAGACGUGGCUGGAAAGGGGGUUUCGAGGUCGAUGGCUCAUGGUCAUUGACAACGCCGACGAUACGCAUCUGUUCUUCCCGCCGGAUUCCCUAGCUGGCAGCACCAACACAAAUCCGACAACCGACACACAAGGUGGACUAGGACGCUACAUCCCCGAGUGUGGACACGGAUCCAUUAUCAUCACAUCAAGAAACAAACAAACUGCGUCCAGGUUUGUGCGAGGGAACUCACUCCUCGAAGUAAGAGCGAUGAGCGAGAGCGAGACGGGUCAGCUACUGCACACAAUGCUCGACGACGAGUUUUCCGCCGAGGAGGCUUCGGUUCUCUCAGCUCAGCUGGAACAUCUACCGCUGGCCAUUGCACAAGCCACCGCAUUCAUCCAAGAGAACAGCAUUUCAAUCGCCAAAUACAUCCAGCUUCUGGAGAAAAGCGACGAGAACCUGGUUGAACAACUGAGCGAGCCAUUCGAAGCAGUUGGCAGAGACUCGGAGACACCACACGCACUCACAGCUACAUGGAUUGUUUCUUUCAAUCAGAUCCAGCAACAGGAUGCUCUUGCUAGCGAAGUUCUAUCCUUUGCCUGUCUUCUAGACCGUCAAGGCAUCCCUGAAGAGUUCAUCAUCAGCUUCUGUAACCAGAGAAACACGGAGGGACAGCAGAUUACCACAAACAAAAUCACCAAGGCCCUAGGAACUCUCAAGGCAUUUUCGUUAGUGUCAGCGGCAACAGACAAUGCCAUCGAUAUGCAUCGGCUAGUACAGCUGGUGACACGAAAAUGGUUGGAAACUCAUGGCAGACUGGCUCGAUGUGUGGAACAGGCGCUCGACAUAGUGUCAAAACUAUAUCCGUAUGGUGAUCAUGAGAGUCGUCAGGCCUGUCAGGACUACCUUCCUCAUGCCAUUGCUAUCCUCCAACACAAAGGGACUAGUUCUCGUGGUGAGCGGCUUGCAAGGGCAUCCCUUCUGGAGUGUGUGGCGCGCUAUUUUCUGUAUCGCGGUCAGUGGACACAGGCAGAACAGGGCGUAGCCCAAUCUUUAAAGCUGCGGAAUGAAAUCCUUGGAGAGCAACAUCCUGACACGCUUAUCAGCGUGAACAACCUAGCAUCAACAUACUGGAACCAAGGCCGGCACAAGGAGGCAGAAAAGCUUGUGGUACAGGUGCUAGAGGCAAGGAAAAGGGUGCUUGGGGAUGAACAUCCUGACACGCUUCUCAGCAUAGGCAACCUAGCAUCAACAUACUGGAACCAAGGCCGGCACAAGGAGGCAGAAAAGCUUGUGGUACAGGUGCUAGAGAUAAGCAAAAGAGUGCUUGGGGAUGAACAUCCUGACACGCUUAUCAGGAUGGGCAACCUGGCAUCAACAUACUUCGAGCAAGGGAGGCAUAAAGAGGCAGAAAAGCUUAGGGUACAGGUGCUAGAGAUAAGCAAAAGAGUGCUUGGGGAUGAACAUCCUGACACAGUUAUCAGCAUGAACAACCUAGCAUCAACAUACUGGAAACAAGGGCGACAUAAGGAGGCUGAAGAGCUAAGGGUACCGGUGUUAGAGAUAAGCAAACGAGUGCUUGGGGAUGAACAUCCUGACACGCUUAUCAGCAUGGGCAAUCUAGCAUCAACAUACUGGAAACAAGAGCGGCUGGAGGAGGCAGAAGAGCUUGAGGGACUAGUGCUAGAGGCAAGGAAAAGGGUGCUUGGAGAUAAACAUCCCAGUUCGCUCCUCAGCAUGAGCAAUCUGGCUUGUAUAUGGAAAAGUCAAGAGCGGUGGUCCGAGGCAAUCCAGUUGAUGCGCGACUGCGUUCGGCUUCAGCAGCGCUGUCUUGGAGACGAUCAUCCCGAGACUAUAUCCUCCCUUUCAGCCCUGGAGGAGUGGGAGAAGGAUUUUGCACACGAUGAAGAAGAGGUUCCAGUUGCAAAGAAGCGAAAACUUCAACUUGCGUUGUACAUAGACGACUAGUCAGUUAAUAGGCUCUUCAUCGUUGCGUUGACUAGCAAAAUUCCUAUCACAACA